UCACAUUUAGGGUGUUUACUUAUUGUUUUGGCCCUCAUAUAAUUGUUAAAAGGCAUUCUAUUAAGCGAAUCUACUUGAAGUUUGGCCUGAUAAUCACGCUAGGAAGUAAAAUUUCUUGGAUAUUCCCGCUAUAAAAGCCGCAAAAAAAGACCCUCAAAUCCGCCCUCGCUAAUCAAGCAUUGGCAUGCUGUAACUUCUAGAAGCCACUUCAAGAAUUCAUACAAUAUGGAAAUGGAAACGGUGGAACAAGUAGAAACGCUCGACCCGGAGGCGUAUAUAAGCGCCACGCCGUUUAACUAUGCCAUUUACAAUUUUGAUAAAACUGCAUUGGAGUUGGCUAGGGCCCAGUGGCCUAAUUAUGCUGACCAACACUAUUUGAAGGGCUGUAAAUGGUCCCCAGACGGAACCUGUUUACUUACAGUCGUAAGGGGUGGCGGCAUGAAUGUCUUCGAACUACCACCCGACUUAUAUUCUUGUGAGAGUCUUGAGCAUGCUCGCACAAUUGUUGCCUUAAACCCUGCCAUAUCAGUCUCGGAGUCAGGCUUAAUUUAUGAUUACAAUUGGUAUCCUGGAAUGAAUAGUGGUAACCCAGCUACAUGUUGUUGGAUCUCCAGUGGCCAUCAAGGUCCAAUUCAUUUAUGGGAUGCCUUCACUGGUGACUUAAGAUGUUCCUACAGGGGUUACAAUGCAGUUGACGAGCUGGAAUCAGCUAUGUGUGUAAGCUUUUCUGCUGACGGACAAAAUGUGUUUUGUGGCUACAGGAAGAAUGUUAAAAUUUUUGCUACUGGCAGACCUGGAAGGGAAUAUGUUGAGUAUCCCAUUACACAUCAGGCUUCUUGCUUGGUGGCUAGUCAAGCACAACCUGGAGUUGUUGCAAUAGGAAAUGUAAAAAACACAAUCGAACUAGUAUCCCAAAGCGACGGUACAUUCCGGAGCCUGUGUAAGCUACAGGGUCACAAAGGUGGUAUCACAUCAAUGGCAUUCUCAUAUGACGGUUUUAGGCUUUACAGCGGGGCCCGCAAAGACAAAGAACUAAUCUGUUGGGACUUACGUGUACCGGGCCGACCGAUGUUCAUUUUAACCAGGGAGUGCACCACCAAUCAGAAGAUUGACAUCGACCUCUCGAUGGAUAACAAAUGGCUGGUGUCGGGCGGCAGUGAUGGUAAAGUACAGAUUUGGAAUGUUACCGAAACACAUUAUCCUUCAGUUCAUAUGCAGAUGCAACUGCACAGCGACAGUUGUAACGGGGUGAGUCUGCAUCCGUACAAGCCGAUUUUGGCGACCUCUAGCGGACAGCACCACGCGAUCGAUCCGUUGCACCACACGCGGCAGACGCACAGCUACGAGAACGCCCUCUGCAUGUGGUGGGUGGGACCGCAGCAAGAAGAACCGGACCUAUUCACUACGAUUGUUAAGGCGGCCACAAACGCCUCCGUUUAGUGUUUAUUUCUUUACCCAUUUUCGGGUUUCAACUUAAUUUUUGCUUCUAUCGUAUUUUUCAGAAUAUACUAGUGAUGGUUUUUU
Messenger RNA from Anthonomus grandis grandis, 1524 nucleotides. It is a transcript of the gene WDR79, whose product is annotated as telomerase Cajal body protein 1 homolog. Gene Ontology annotation, cellular component: Cajal body. The record is from RefSeq and is a predicted model, not a curated record. NCBI's taxonomy places the organism in Eukaryota, Metazoa, Arthropoda, Insecta, Coleoptera, Curculionidae. The transcript has 5 exons. Gene Ontology annotation, molecular function: protein binding; RNA binding. Gene Ontology annotation, biological process: Cajal body organization. The coding region runs from base 226 to 1440 and encodes 404 amino acids.